AUGCCCAUUAUGCUUCAAAGAGACAGCGGCAUUGGCACUGUCGACGACACCGCCACCCAUGAUCUCCCUUCCCUAAAACGAGGCAAUCUACAGAGACAAGCAGGACAGCCACGAGACGUCUCAAAUCGCGCUGUUCUACCGGAGAGAUGGCAGUCAAUAACAAGAAGUUUGCGGGGGCAGAAGUACAGCUUCUGCAUCGACAUCAAGGACCCCGACACCAGGAUGGAUGCAGAUCAUUCCAAGUUCAACCCGCGGAUUGUGCAAGUCAUCGACGAUGCCGCGGAACUUGACAGAUCUUGA
Messenger RNA from Fonsecaea multimorphosa CBS 102226, 300 nucleotides. RefSeq lists its product as uncharacterized. The transcript has a single exon. NCBI's taxonomy places the organism in Eukaryota, Fungi, Ascomycota, Eurotiomycetes, Chaetothyriales, Herpotrichiellaceae. The coding region runs from base 1 to 300 and encodes 99 amino acids. The record is from RefSeq and is a predicted model, not a curated record.